Messenger RNA from Pogonomyrmex barbatus (red harvester ant), 4459 nucleotides. It is a transcript of the gene Zdhhc8, whose product is annotated as zinc finger DHHC-type containing 8. NCBI's taxonomy places the organism in Eukaryota, Metazoa, Arthropoda, Insecta, Hymenoptera, Formicidae. The record is from RefSeq and is a predicted model, not a curated record. Gene Ontology annotation, molecular function: palmitoyltransferase activity. Gene Ontology annotation, biological process: protein palmitoylation.
GAGAGAUGCGUUGCACGCUAUAUAUGUAUGUCACGGAGGUGCUGGUGUGCUCGUCGCUCGGAUACCCGUGUACGCGAGCUGGACUGUUGAAAUAUUGAUAGAGCGCCGCUGUGACGUUGCCUCCUCGCGCCGGGAUGACGCGCGAGUGACUCGGGACCGGGCCCGAUCUCGCGCGGACGCCCUGGACGGCGACUAGAAAAUGCGCGGUCGCCCUCGUCGCGGUACAUACGUGUUGCAAGUGAGCCGAGCUCGCGAUGGACGCGGCCAUGUUUCCUGCUAGCAGAAAUCCUGUCCAUUAGUGACUCGCGCUGAUCGCUGUGCCACCGGAAGAGCGGAGCGUGCAGAAUGCCGAAAUGCGAUGUGAAGACGAGGUAUCUGCCAGCUACAUUCGCGUGGACGAUCCUACUUGGCACCACGGCGCUCUUCUUCAUCUUCCCGUCGAACUACUUUGUCUCUCGAUGGGGUCUGUGGGUACCGGCUCUCCAAGGAGUCAUCACCUUCUUCGUGGUGAUCAACUUUUCACUGGCGACCUUUAUGGAUCCCGGUGUUAUACCAAAAGCGCCUCCUGAUGAAGAUCGGGAGGAUGACUUCCGUGCUCCAUUGUACAAGAGCGUGGAGAUCAACGGCAUUACUGUACGCAUGAAGUGGUGCGUCACCUGUAAAUUUUAUCGACCUCCACGUUGCUCACAUUGCAGCGUCUGCAAUCAUUGUAUCGAGACGUUUGACCAUCACUGCCCAUGGGUGAACAACUGCAUUGGUAGGAGGAACUACAGAUACUUCUUCUUUUUUCUUCUAUCGCUCAGUUUUCAUAUGAUGAGUAUAUUUGGGCUCUGUCUAUAUUACUUGCUGCAGCAUAAAGAGCAGCUGAGUGAAGUGAACACUAUCAUUGCACUCGUGCUUAUGGGAGUGGUAAUGCUCUUAUUCAUUCCAAUUAUUGGACUGACCGGCUUUCACGUAGUCCUCGUUUCCAGAGGACGUACCACGAACGAACAGGUAACAGGCAAAUUUAACGGAGGCUACAAUCCCUUUUCUCGUGGUUGUCUGCGCAAUUGCUGUUACACACAAUUUGGACCACAAUACCCAAGGUAUUGCAAGGAGCCAAGUUUACUUAAACCUGAUAAGUAUUCAGGGAAGCGACGUGGAGCGUGUGCAUCAGAGAUAUCUACUAUAGGCAGUGAGAACCAGGUAAAGACCUACAUGGAUAGCAGCAAUGGUGUUAGAAAUGCCAGUUCAAAUGCUUACAAUAAGUUAUCUCCCGGACGAGACGGAUCCGAUACAGAUAUGGAACCAACAGCGUCUCAGUCUGCAGAUUGCGAACCCACACCACCAUUGCAAAGACACGGUUCCAAAAGCAAUUUCUUCCUGCCACCUGUGGAGAACAACGAGUCUCCCAGGCAUCCUCCGCCGUCGCAGCAUCGCCAUCCAAUACAUUAUCCUAGAGGCAGUCCACAUCCAAGGCCAAGAGGGAUGAACGGAUCUCGAAGUCAUACACCCGAUCCGUUAUCACCAGAGACAAGUGGUUCUCCCGCCACGGUCCCUCAACGUCAAGGUGGCGCCAGUCCGACGAUGCAACAACGUAUCAAAGCUAUUGGAGUACCUACUCCGCUUGCCAUAUCCAGCCCUAUACGAAGAUCAAACCCGGGUACACCGACGCAGGUUCGUCGGCCGGAUUUCAUAGGCGUGAACGAAGCGCCGACAUAUUACGAUGUACAGCAGGGAAAUAAUACGGGAGUUGCCGGUUCCGUUGUUACUGGCUACAGUCCGCAGCGGCGUUUCCUGUCGGAGAGCGAGCUUGUGCGACAGGGCACCGAUCAUCCGUAUUCGAGAACCAACAAUACGGUCGAUAACAUACGCGAGCUGGCAGGUUCGCCGCAACGCGGUGUUUACAUGUGGAAAGACAACUCACCCGGCAGCUAUCCAGGUCCACCUGGAGGAGCGGUGAGCGGCGCGCCGCAUCAGUCGCCCUCCCAUCGACCACCCCCGCCGUAUGAUUACUAUCGCUCUAAUCCCACAAGCCCGACCCAGCAGUCGCAAUACGCGACGAACGCUCCUAGGGCAGCAUACCAUCCAGCCAUGAGGGGUGGAGUGCCAGUCUUCCCGCCGCAUCAGCCGCACCAGUCGCCACAGGUCAAGCGGAAAGUGACUACGAUGGCGACACCCACCACACCGACCUCGGGAGAUGCACGGCGUCGACCAAUGUCCUUUGUAAGAGCCCUGGAGAUGACUGAUUCCAUGGAAAUGGUUUCAGCGCCCAACGAUCCGAGGUCACAGAGACCGACUACACCGACACCAGACCGGGCAAGUGUAUACGAUAUGAACUAUGAGAUAUCCGUAUAGCCCACCUUUCCGGUCUCCGCACCAUCCUGCGGCUGGACGGAGAUUUUACGAGAGCCGCCAAAUAGUUUGCACGUCUUACGCUCCAACGAGGAAAGGAUGUAUGCCGUUUACGAGAUAUCCGUCUGAAUUCUUCCGCGAUCGAUGCACUUACACACAAUUUAAUGUUGCACGUGGGCAGUAAACGCAAACCGCGGCUGGUUUUUCAGUUUCGUUUAUCGCCGGUGGGAUUGCCGUUAUACUUGAAACACGAGCAUCGGACUUGCCGUAGCGAUCAGGAUAUAUGCGAUGUGCAUAUCUGAUAAAUUACCAUGAGUGAUGUGUGUGCGCGCGCACGUGUGCGCGAAUCAUAUCACGAUGAACAGUAUAUAGCAUUCAUUCUCGGCGAGGAAGUCGGUCCGUCAACAUAUAUAAUUCGUUGUGAAUUCGCAUGAAACAGUAAGUACGCGACGUAAUUCUUCUUUUUUCUUUUAUUCUUCUCUCGGCAUUGGAAUCUUACGACAGUAGUCUUGCAUUUUACGCAAGGCGCACCAACGACACACACAAGCGUCGUUCUCGUACAACGGUUGUAAUCCUGUUGUAUUAGUAAUAUCAUUGGUUUAAUUAUUGUUAAUAAGAAAUAGAUUCCAUGUGCAUAACAGCGAAAUAUAUUCGUUACGUCGAGAAUAAAAGCGUUCGGCCCGACUGACGAUCCGAAUUAACGAGUCACGGAGGCGUCAACGAAAGUAUAUCCCGAGCGCACAGAGGUUGACCUUUAUUGAACCAUCACCGAUAAUCGGUCCUCUCGCUUGACAGAAACAAUUAUAUUUUUUAGUACAUGUUUAAGGUCAGUUUAGAUUUUUAUACAAUGACACCGUGACUCAUCCUCCUGUAGAAUGCGAUAAUCCAAUGUCAUCCCUUCUUUUCUCUUUUUUCUCGUUCAUAUCUCCAUUGCCGAUAAGAAAUACAUGAUUUGAUAAAUAAGAGGAGUACUAAGGAUCCUUUGUUAAAUCCUAGCUCUUCAGAUACCGGAGGAGUCCGUGUCCAUUGAAAAUGAAAAAAAAGGAGUUACUUAACCCACUUAAGUCAUUAUCGGGGUAGAAUAACAUCUGUGUAAAAUAAUCGUGGAAUAUGUAGCAAAUUUUUAAUAUACAUAUUUAACAAUAUUUAUACGUAAAUGAUAAAAAAAAAUAUAAGACUUUAUAAUUUGACUUGUUUGUUAUGAAUGAUGAUUUUAUCGAUGUGCCCACUAACAUGUUUUAUUUCUAUGUAAAGGAUUCGCAGAGGAGAAUAUGUGAAAAAGAGAGGAAAAAAGUAUGAGUGUACAAAUGUGAAGAAUGAAUGAGAAGAAUGCAUUUUCGAGAGAGUGGAAAAUACAGUUCUAGUUUUCUCAAAUGUAUACAGGAGUAGCUGUUCAGAUGCGCGAACGUAAAAUAAAAACUAUUUUGAUUUUAUUAACAAAAGAAAAAGAGAGAAUUGUAAUAUACGCAUUGCAUAAAUCCACUGCUGCAUUUAUCGCUGCUGUUAAAUUUGUGAUAUAUCCCGCUUUUGAAAUUGCAUGAUGGUUUCUCUAUCGUGUAUAUGUAUAGGAAGGCCAACAAUUAUCGGCUAUAAAUUACAUUGCUGCAACGCGGUAAUUUAUUGAAUUUUGCGUACGCACUCAAUCCACGACGGAUUGCGCAGAAAUUGAGUGUUACUCGACACAUAUCAUUUUGACGUCAGACAUCGAAUAUUUUUUAGAUUGAAACAAAAACUGCAUUUGGCAUAACGAUUGCUUGACUAUGAUAUUAUAACGAUUUUAAGCAUUUCUUCCUUAUCUCUUGAUAAGCUACAUUUAGGAUUCGUUUUGCAGACUCGUUUUGUUUCCGUAUUGAAAUAAUGAAAAUUGUGCCAAAAUUCCUCCGUACUUUCCAAUCAUGUAGUCUUGCUUAAAAUAGCAUUUACUGAGACAACGGUACAACGUUACGAAUUGACUAAGGUAAUAAUGUGUAAGGUAUGGCGAGUGUUAAGUGUUUAUAAUUCGGUGUAUUUGUACAUAAAUAUUGCUCGUUACUUCUAUCACUUAAAUGUACAUACAUAUAUCAUUCGGUACUUACGUAUCGCCGCAGCAAUUUACAGAAUAAAAAUCAUGAAACAUAGUAAAUAA